Molecule: messenger RNA, 474 nt
Organism: Prorocentrum cordatum
Lineage: Eukaryota; Dinophyceae; Prorocentrales; Prorocentraceae
Source: the annotation of a GenBank genome assembly
GGCCUGGCGCUCCCCUCGCGGCGCGGCCCCUCGGCGCUUGCGGCGGCGGAGCGGCGUCAGCGCUUGGGCCGGAGGCUUGCCGGGCCCCGGAGCCCCGGAGCCGGCCGGCCGGCACCAGCGAUGUCGCACGUGGAGCAGCUCAAGCAGCUGCAGCCGGACGGACCAGGUCGCCAAGGAGCAGUGGCACGCCUACGUCGCGGCCUAUGGGAACAACAAUCUCCUGGCCCUGUCAUCCGCGACCCCGCAAAGCACGAUGUGACAUUCAUCGACAGUUUUAUCACGCAGUACCAGUCUGGGGCGCGGUUGCAGUGGCAGGAGGGCGAGGAGUUCAUUUUGGAGCUGGGCCAGCGGAAGUCCGGCUCGUGGAAGUCGUGCUGGGAGAUGUACGCCAACCAGAAGCCCAUAGACGGCAAGCCGAAGCACGAUCCGGCCCACACUCCGCCGACUUCCUCGAGGGCUUCUUCGACUUCAUAG